ACGGAAGUGAAAACAAGACCGGGGGGCCGGGGCUGCUGCCUCACAGACCGCCGCGGGUGUCCUCGCCGCUCCGCGCCGCGCUACGGGGCAUCAGUUCUUUGGAUUUGAUCCUUGAAUACUAAACAUCAUGAGCAACUACAGCGUGUCUUUGGUUGGCCCAGCUCCUUGGGGUUUCAGGCUUCAAGGGGGGAAGGAUUUCAACAUGCCUCUGUCUAUCUCUCGGCUCAAUGACGGUGGUAAAGCAGCCCAAGCACACGUGGGGAUAGGUGAUGUUGUUCUCACCAUCGAUGGGAUAAGUACAGAUGGAAUGACUCAUCUAGAAGCACAAAACAAGAUCAAGGCAUGUACAGGCAAUUUGAAUAUGACUCUGCAAAGGGUUGCCCAAAUAUCAAAACCCGAUCUUAUUCAUGUAUCAAAGGGGGAACCUACAGAAGUAGUUAAGCCUGUGCCCAUUGCCUCUGCUGCCGCACCCAAACCCACUGCCGCGGCCAGCGUGGCUUUCAAUAAGACCCCGAGGCCGUUCGGAGCUGUCACCUUCCCCAAAAUCACCUCCAUCCCAUCACCGUCCUCCGCCUUCACCCCGGCCCAAGCAGCGGCUCCAUCCUUGGCCUCUGCCAACCCGGCCCGGUUCGCUGCUCCCGGACUGCAUGUUAACGCCAAGCCUAACGCUGAGCAGGGGCCGCCAGCUCCGAGCGCUCCUAAACCUGCAGUUAAUGUCCCACGGCAGCCCGGCCCGCACAGUGCCGCCCCCAGCGCCUCUGCCGGCGACGGCACCCAGGACGGAGCCGAGGGGCCGCGACGAGGAUUGAGAGAAAACCAGGGGGAGAGUAAACAGCAAAAUGGGAAAAUCCCACCCAAACGCCCUCCACGGAAGCACAUCGUGGACACCUAUACAGAGUUUUACCACACCCCCACCCACAGUGAUGCCAGCAAGAAGAGACUGAUUGAAGACACUGAAGACUGGCACCCCCGGACCGGAACCACCCAGUCCCGCUCCUUCCGAAUUCUUGCCCAAAUCACCGGCACCGAUCACACGAAAGCAUCAGAAAGUGAAGCUCCGAAGAAGACUAAGAAAAGCCAAACAGAAAAUGGAGACUUCAGCAUAACUUCAGAUCUACCUAAUGGAGCAGGAGCCCACGAUACCUGUAUUAAUCUGAAUAAAAACUCUGUAGCUACCCAGAUUUUGGAGAUGCCACCUGUACCACAGUUUUCACCCACAACUUUACCAACUAUGAGUGAAAGUGGGGCUAGACCAGAACCUGAAGAAGCUAUUUCGCUGGUAACAGAGUCCUCCCUUGGCAGCAUCCCCUCACCCAGGCUUUCUGAACACAUUGCCACAGCAGCUCCUGGGAGGAAAAUAACUCCAGAUGCAGCAAACUUUUUGACAGCUGAUAAAUCCCCUCCUCUCCCUGCCACGGGUGCAGUGGCCACGCAGACCUCAGAGAUGCCCGUGCUCACCACUGUCACUGUGAGGCCACCUUCUGCAGCUCCCCCUGUGCAAAUGGCCCUCAAGCUGCCUCCUGUUCCUGCCAGGCAUGGUGCAUCUCUGCAUCCUUGUGAAACAAGGUCUUUAAGCUGUCAGUCUAAAACAUCUGUAAGCCAGACAAGCUUCUGUGCUAGUAAAGUACUGCUGGAAAAUCCUUUGGGAAGUGUGCCCCAGUUUGGACCUGCUCCUCUUCCUGUUAUCUCUCCAUCCAAGCAGAGAUCAAAAAUCAAGAGCAUGGCUGCUGCUGCAGUGUCUGCUGCCAUUGCUGUCCGGGCCAGACUCUUUGAUCCUAGUGCCUACCACUCCCUCCUGGAUGCCCUCUUCAUCACCCCUGUCACCAAGCCUCCUCUGCAGGCCACCGGCCUCUCCAGGAAGCCCCCAAGUGCUCUGGAGUUGCCAAAAAUCAAAAGUGAUUCCCUGGAAGCCACCCAGCCUGCUGCUUUUACAGCCUCCUCGACAAGGAGCAUGCCAGCCCGCCAAGAAAACGCCGACGUGAGAGCUGCUGCCUCCAGCACCGCCUCGGCUGCAGCCCUGAAGCCAACGGGACCCCCAGGUGCUGCCAAGCACACGGGCUGGCAGCCUGCAAACCAAACAGCUCCUGCCAGUGGAUGGACAUCCAACAGUGUUAAACCACCUGGAACAAGUGACCCAAGUGAAAAGUUUGCCCCAGCACCUCAGCUAAAUGAGCAAGACACCUUGGUUCAGAGGGCAGAGCAUAUUCCUGCAGGAAAGAGGACUCCUAUGUGUGCACACUGUAACCAAGUCAUUAGAGGACCCUUCUUGGUAGCCUUGGGGAAGUCAUGGCAUCCAGAGGAGUUUAAUUGUGCUCAUUGCAAAACCUCCAUGGCUUACAUUGGAUUUGUGGAAGAGAAAGGGGCCCUGUACUGCGAGGUCUGCUAUGAGAAGUUCUUUGCCCCUGAGUGUUCAAAGUGCCAGAGGAAGAUCCUUGGGGAAGUAAUAAAUGCUUUGAAACAAACUUGGCAUGUUUCCUGCUUCGUGUGUGUGGCCUGUCAUAACCCCAUCCGCAAUAACGUCUUCCACUUAGAAGACGGCGAUCCCUACUGUGAGACGGAUUACUAUGCCCUCUUUGGUACUAUGUGCCAUGGCUGUGAAUUUCCCAUUGAAGCUGGAGACAGGUUUCUUGAAGCCUUGGGCCACACUUGGCAUGACACUUGCUUUGUAUGCUCAGUAUGUAGUGACAGUCUGGAGGGUCAGACUUUCUUCUCCAAGAAGGACAAGCCACUGUGCAAGAAACAUGCUCACUCUAUCAACAUCUGAUGCUCGGAGCUUGUUUUGUGUAACAGAUUUAUUGAGCAGAAAAGAAGGUUAAAAUGUUUAUGUUCAGUAAUUGGUUAAAAUUAUUUAUAUGUGAAUUUCUAGAAUGUAAGACAAAUUGGAAUGGAAACUAAUUUUUUAGGAUGUCAUCAGAUUUUUGCUUGACAAAAGGGUAGGAAUCCUCAACUGCACCCAAGCCAAAUGAUUAGAAUGUCUUUACCCCUGCCCUUGGCACAUUACCAUAUUGGUUCAUGAUUUUAUGACCACUUUUAUAUCUGGUCCAGUAGAAGAAGUGAAACAUAUAUAAAAACAGAUAGCUGAUACUAAAAGUCUUGGGUUUGCUGCUACUCAACAAAUAAAAGAUGAGCUUCAACGAUCCCAAUAACUUAUUGUGCUGAUGUUUUUUAAAGCAUAUCUAGAAGUAUUGCAGCGAAAGUCCAUUAAAAGAAACUCAAAGCAGAGAGAUUACACAGAAUAUGUAGUUCAACAACUGAUAUUUUUAUCUGACACUCAUAUCCAUUAAGCCUCUUGCCAAAAUUAUGUUUACCUGUGCCUUGCAGUUAAAUCUCUGAUGAGUUUUUUUACAAAGGAGUUGAGUGGGGCAGUGGCUACACUGGUGAACAAGAAUAGUUUAGAAGAUGCCACUUAGAAGAAGAAAACAGAAAUGGGAUACUCUUCCUUACUACCUGAACACUUGCCUAAAAACCUGCUAGGAAAGGUGGAUUUGACAAACGAAAAUGUCAGAUCAGACCUUAAAAAUAUGGGGGCAGGGAAUUACACUCAUGUUCACUGUUCAGGUAUUAAAUAAUUUUAAGUGCCUUGGAAUGGGGAAGUUGCACUAAAUCUGCAGGUAACAGUGUUUUAUAUAAAGAACGUGAGAUUGGUGUUGAAUGAGAGGAAAUUGCUUAAGUGCAGCUGAGGACAUUGUUUUUCUCUCAGUACAUUCUUUACCAUGAGCUCAUGAAUAUGUAUAUUGGUGGUGUGCCAGGUAGUGUAUCAAAAACUUACUCUUUUUCUCAGCUGUUAUGGUUUUUACUAGGUAAGGUUUCAUUUCUCUCUUUUCCUCCAGAUGUAAGGAAAAUAUUGUUGAAUGAUAGAAUACUGAGUUGGGCAGCUCAGUAUCACUCAGUUCUUGCAAAGGAGCAGAGAGACAAUGCUGUCAUUUACUGUGACAGAGCCAGUUCUUUGGCUUGAUAAGAAUUUCACCUCCAUGCAGAUAGAUAUUCAGGGCAAGACCUGAGCUAAAUCCCACUUAACUUCAAAUUAGGGAUUAAGUGGUAGUGACUCUGCUCAGGAUGAGUUGCACAACAGGACUUGGAUUAGAUGCCUGAAGGAAACUGAAUUUGAAUGCUAUUUGAUUCAUCUGCCAUGUAUGAGCUGAAUUCUUUGUCUUCAGUGCUCUUUCCUGUAGACAUUAAAAGUAACCAUUUAUGGGGUUUGUUGUUAUGGGUUCAUUUUUACUGAUACAAAGGACAGGUUUAUCCAUAAAACCAUGGAGGAAAGUGACCAAAAAAAAAUUGCCAUGGUUAAGUAAAGCAAUUAUAAAAAGGAAUGUCAA
Calypte anna (Anna's hummingbird) is the source of this 4319-nucleotide messenger RNA. It is a transcript of the gene PDLIM5, whose product is annotated as PDZ and LIM domain 5. Gene Ontology annotation, molecular function: muscle alpha-actinin binding; actin binding. Gene Ontology annotation, cellular component: Z disc; adherens junction; stress fiber. Gene Ontology annotation, biological process: actin cytoskeleton organization; muscle structure development; heart development. The record is from RefSeq and is a predicted model, not a curated record. NCBI's taxonomy places the organism in Eukaryota, Metazoa, Chordata, Aves, Apodiformes, Trochilidae. The transcript has 22 exons. Bases 128 to 2764 code for a protein of 878 amino acids.